AUGGAUAUGGACGUUGAUCAAGAAUUAGAAUUUAAGAUAUCUCGUAGAGAGCUCCGAGUGCUUUUGCUUCAUGAAUUUCGUUUGGGUCACAAAGCAACGGACGCAGCUAGCAACAUAUGCAGCACGAUGGGCAAGGAUGUACUCUCCAUUCGUACAGCGCAACAUUGGUUCAAUCGGUUCAAGAAUGGCAAUUUAGAACUCGACGAUUUACCUCGCUCCGGAAGGCCAAUAGAGGUGGAUAUGGAUGCUUUGAAGCAGCUCAUCGAAGAAGAUCCUAGACUGACUACACGGUGUUUAGCAGAGCGACUUGGUUGCGUUCAUGCUACAGUGGAAACACACCUGAAAGAAUUGGGCAAAACGUGGAAAUAUGGUGUUUGGAUUCCACAUGAAUUGUCACCGCGUCAGCUCCAACUCAGGGUUGACGCUUGUAUGGAGUUGAUGACAUCUCAUCGCAACUACCAAUGGCUCCACAAUCUUCUUACUGGUGAUGAGAAGUGGGUAUUGUAUGUGAACCAUACGCGCAAGCGGCAGUGGCUGGGAGCUGGACAAGCAGGUGUAGCAACGCCCAAGAAUGAACUUCAUCCAAAGAAGAUUAUGCUGAGCGUUUGGUGGAGUGUCAAGGGAAUUAUUCAUUGGGAAAUUCUUCCUGCUGGCUGCACCGUCACUGCUGAUCUCUACUGUCAGCAAUUAGACCGCGUUGCAGCAAAACUUCAUGGGAAGCAGGACAGGAUUUAUUUUCUGCAUGACAACCCCAGACCUCAUGUUGCAAAGUUGACGCGUGAAAAAUUAUUGAAGCUCGGAUGGAUUACACUUCCACAUCCACCUUACUCUCCUGACUUGGCUCCAACAGACUAUCAUUUGUUUCGUUCUCUUUCUAAUUAUUUGAGCGAGAAAAAAUUCGACGACGAGAACGACCUCAGCACGGAACUGGCCUACUUCUUCGCUCAAAAGUCUCAAGACUUCUACGAACAUGGAAUCUUUUCUUUACCAACACGUUGGCAACAAGUCAUAGGCAGUGAUGGAGGUUACAUUGUUGAAAGCUAA
Molecule: messenger RNA, 1044 nt
Organism: Adineta ricciae
Lineage: Eukaryota; Metazoa; Rotifera; Eurotatoria; Adinetida; Adinetidae
Source: the annotation of a GenBank genome assembly